CCCUUUGGAGCUCUCACCAAUACCCAAAACUUCCGAUACUCUUUCAGCCACCAUGGGGACCACCACUCUACUCAUCCUCGAUGUCGAGAAAGGCACCCUCGAUAUGCUUGGCGAUGAUGGCGAGUACCUCAAACGCCUUAGCCAAGCCCUCAACGCCGCUCGCGAGAACAACAUCGAAGUGAUCCAUGUUAUCACUGCUUUCCGCCCUGGGUACCCCGAGUUUCACCCAUCCAACCCAUCUGUCUCCGGCAUCGCCGCCGCGGGCCUGUUCGUGGAGGGUGACCCGACCACCGAGGUCGACCCCGCCGUCACUCCCAUCAAUAACGAGGUAGUCAUCACCAAGCGCCGUGUUUCCGCCUUCUUCGGUACUGAGCUCGACAUGAUUCUCCGCUGCUACAAUACCGAGAGAAUUGCCGUCGCGGGCAUUUCUACCAGCGGCGCUGUCCUGUCGACCAUUCGCCAUGCCGCAGACCUGGAUUACAAGAUCACUCUCCUGUGUGAUCUUUGCAAAGACCGUGAUGAGGAGACUCACAAUUUCCUGAUCAAUAAGAUUUUCAAGCGGAAGGUCAAUCUCCUUACGAGCGACGAGUGGAUCCAGCAGCUCGGCGACGAGCCCACUGGUGAAAAGGCUGCCCUCUCCUAA
Penicillium brasilianum is the source of this 643-nucleotide messenger RNA. NCBI's taxonomy places the organism in Eukaryota, Fungi, Ascomycota, Eurotiomycetes, Eurotiales, Aspergillaceae. The record is from the annotation of a GenBank genome assembly.